UGGACACACACACACACACCGAUAGAGCUAUAAUGUUUUCUGCCAAUCUCGGCAUCACGAGACAGUCACCCAGAAGGGCAUGAAGUCAGUUCGUCUGCACGUGCACGGCGGGACACACAUUGACAGAUACGAAGAAAAGAGCGGUGAACAGCUUCACUGUAAUCGCGUCUCUGUCUGCUGUCCAUAGGUCGAUCUGAAACAGCCAACCGGGAUAUAAAAUGUAGCCAGCGAUUCCAAGGGAAACGCCCUCCUCCUUCCACACGCACACACACACACACACAGAGAUAGAGAUAUAUAUACAGACACAGAUGGGGAACGGGUUUGUGGGUGCGUACGUGGGAUCUUGAGGCUGCUCUCCCACACGCAGCGCUGCUGGCUCGGAAGGUGUUGUGGCGCUCCUCCUCUCCCCUAGGCACCUCCUGUCGUGGUCGUGACGGGCUGGUGUGCUGCUGUCUGUCGGCGGGGAUGCGCGGCCAACACCACGCGUCGGAUUGUUCUUAACAGCAGCCGUUUAGUCACUCAUUUGGCGGGGCGGGCGGGGCAGCAGCAGCAGCAGCAGUGGCCGCAGCCACACAGGGGGUUGACCCACCAGGGGCACAUGUGGCUCUCGUCGCCGCCGCCCGCCUCCUCCCCCUCGAUGACGACCUCCCUGGCCUCAGGUGCGGGCGAUCCCUCGGUGAUGCUGGUGUGCUGGGAGGGCUCCUGAGACGUGUGCUGCUGCGGGGUCGUGGGGGUGGUGUCGCCGCUGCUGGUGGGGUUGGCCUCUUUGAAGGCGUCGAUGGCGGCGUCGACAGCCAGGCCUCGCACCUGUGCUCCGCCUGCAACAGCUUAGCCGCCUGGGCCUGCUGCUUCAUCUUCUCCUCCUCCGCCCUCAGGAGCUCCCGGAUCUCCUGCCGCCUCUUCUCCAGAAAAGCCUCCUUGGCCUCCAGCUCCUGCCGCCUCUUCUGGGCCCGCUCCUCCUGGGCCCUCUUGAGCUCCCGGCGCUUCUCCGCGAUCGCGGCCUUCCGGGCAGUCUGCCUCUCGUGGAGUUCCUGGCACGUGGCCCGACGGGCCUUGCGCUCCUUGGCGAGCUGCAAGCCAGAUGGACACCAAGGGAGAGAAGACACACACACAGAUCUUUCACUAGCGCAUGCAUCCCCGCUCUCAUCGCCAUACGUACCGGGUGUGGGCGUCCUAGGCUUCCCUUGGCCCCCUCCUCCCACUUGUGCACCCUCUCGAGCAGGUCGCGGGCCUCCUUCAACGCUACGAACGCGCUGCCGUCCCCGCCCUUGUCGGGGUGUUUGUAGUCGCCGGACUGCACACACAGCCAGCACAUUCAGCCAGCCACCAGCUCUCACGCCCGCCCCCAGUGCACGUGUGGACGUAACAGCGCCUUCUUCUUGUAAGCGUUCUUGGCCUCCUCAAACUCCGUGAACCACUUGACGCCCAGCGUCUCGCUGGCGGCCUGGGCGCCACGGAGGACUCCUGGCUCGAGCUGAGGGCUGCUGCAGUUUGCCAUGAUGGAUGCACCUCAACAGCCAGACUACCCUGAUAUACACACACCCAGCAGGCAUGAUUGAUCAGAGGGCAGUGGAGUGCAGCCACGUGCUGUGCCUGACCUCUUGCUGAGUCAGCGCGAAUGUCUGUUGCUGUGUCGGCGGGUAUCUGGAGCCGUGGUGGAGGUGGUCGGGCUGGUUGGGGUAGGAGGGAGUCACCCACGACGGGAAGCCACUGCCAGACACUGACAACGAGUGGAAGCGAAACACACACACUCUCUCUCUCUCUGUGUGUGUGUGUGUCUGUGUGUGUGUGUGUUAUCGCCACGUACCAAUCGGAUGACUGAAGUCCAUGCGGAAGGUUAUCUCCGGCUGCCCGAUGACCCGGGGCUCGUACAAACGCCUGCCGACCACACACGACAAAUACUCAUAUGGAUCCCCUCCCUCCUCGGCUUCCUGUGUGGCCUACUGAAUGAUCUGAUUGUCGGGGAGGCACUCAUCUAUCGGGUUGAAUGGAUGGAGCCCACACGCCACUGAUUCUGACCCACAUGCACCACAACACACACACGCAUACAAAUCAGACAUAUAGACACACAUACACGUCUUGACUUACCUCCCGAGCGGCAUCUGAACAGCGACAGAGGGCCACGAGUCGGACCUGGAGCGUACCCAUGGCAUCCGCCGCGUACGUCGCCUCCUGCUGCUUCAAACCGAUCGCCACCUGCACGCCGUAACGCCAAACCACACACACAUACCCACGGUAAAUGGACGGUGGUGCUGGUGUGCUGGGAGGGCUCCUGGGGCGUGUGCUGGGGGGUCGUGGGGGUGGUGUCGCCGCCGCUGGUGGGGUUGGCCUCGAUGAAGGCGUCGAUGGCGGCGUCGACAGCCACGCCUCCCACCUUGACCUCCGCCAGCAACAGCUUAGCCGCCUGGGCCUGCUGCAUCAUCUUCUCCUCCUCCUGCGCCCUCACGAACUCCCGGAGCUCCUCCCGCCAUUUCUCCGCAAUCGCGGCCUUCUGGGCCUUGAGCUUCUCGUGCAGCUCGUGGCACGUGGCCCGACGCGCCUUGCGCUCCUCGGCUAGCUGCAAGCCAAAUAGACACCCAGGGAGAAAAAGCACACACAUAGAUCUUUCAAUUGCGCAUGCAUCCCCGCUCUCAGUGGCAUCUGUACCGGGUGUGGGCGUCCUAGGCAUCCCUUGGCCCCCUCCUCCCACUUGUGCACCCUCUCGAGCAGGUCGCGGGCCUCCUUCAACGCUACGAACGCGCUGCCGUCCCCGCCCUUGUCGGGGUGCUUGUACUCGCCGGACUGCACACACAGCCAGCACAUUCAGCCAGCCACCAGCUCUCACGCCAGCCCUCAUUGCACAUCCGGACUUACCAGCGCCUUCUUCCUGUAUGCCUUCUUGGCCUCCUCAAACUCCGUGAACCAGGCGACACCCAGCUUUUCGCUAGCGGCCUGGGCGCCACUGAGGUCUCCUGGCUCGAGCUGAGGGUUGCUGCAGUUUGCCAUGAUGUUUUGCGACAAAGAGAGGGGACGCCCAGCC
This is a messenger RNA of Vitrella brassicaformis, 3019 nucleotides long. NCBI's taxonomy places the organism in Eukaryota, Vitrellaceae. The record is from the annotation of a GenBank genome assembly.